AUGAUCACGAGGAAUCGUGGAAAGUCCAAGUCCGUGGUCGAGACACUGGGGCUUGUAAAGAAGAAUAGGAGGCGCAUUUGGAGGAACAGAGUUUUGGCGGAUACUAGUAAGCCUUCGUUACCUAUUGCGCAUGAAGAAACUGUGAGUGGGAAUCGCGAUUGUGGGAACAACUUGAGCAUGACACCUAAUGGCGAUGGUAGUUGUCGGUGUGCUCAGGAAGCGGAAGUUUUGUGUUCAGUGGAAACUACUCCAGCAAAGUGGAGUUUCUCAUCAACUGGAUUGGGCGCGUCGAAAAUCGAUCAGACGGCGUUCUCAAAAUGUGAGGGUGGACUGGGCGCACUGCACAAAGUGCCAGGAUACGAUUGGCUUCCUCCUAAAGGCAUGCAUUCCUUUCAAUUAUACGACGAAGUCCUUCGAGAAAUACUGGAGGAAAUCAGUACAGCGGGUGAAGUGUUCACCUCGAGGAGGCAAUUUGCGAAGUGUAAGUUGCGCAAAAGUGAGCUGAAUGAAAAAGAGGAGAAAGUGGUGUAUGGAUUUGGGGAGGCAAAGUUGAAGGAACUGUUUGAUAAAAUGUCGGCCGAUUUGGAAGCAAUUAAUGAAGAACUUGACAAAGAAGAGGAGUUUCUUGCUUCAUGUGGUCUAGUGCGACCGGGAGUAGCAAGGGCCCUGCGAAAGAGAAGGCUGGAAAGGUGCAAACAGACAAAGCAUAAGGCGAUAGGCCGACUUCGACCAAACCCUAGGCCAAGACGCUUUUCAGAUAUGGUUAAUCCUAACGCUGAGGUGGCAGAGCGUCUGACUGGACUGUCACGGAAUGCAAAGCGGGUUCGUGAUCGA
This is a messenger RNA of Hydatigera taeniaeformis, 834 nucleotides long. The record is from the annotation of a GenBank genome assembly. NCBI's taxonomy places the organism in Eukaryota, Metazoa, Platyhelminthes, Cestoda, Cyclophyllidea, Taeniidae.